AUGGAUGUUAAUGAAGGAAACAACUCCCGAGUUUUCUCAAGUGAUAUAAAUCUGGUUGAUAAUAAACGUUGCAUUGAAGAUGACGAUGACGCUGAAAAGGAGUGUUUAAGUCCUUAUUCACAUGGAACUUGUCAAGCUGCAAAUGUCACAAAUGUUGUCGAAAGAUACAUCGAUGUAAACUCGUUUGAAUUACCCGUGGAUAAUUUUUCAAAGGAAAAGAAACGAAAGAAAGAAAGAAAAGUUGGCAACCUAACUUUGUUAACUGAACUUGACUGGUCAGCGGUGAUAGAAGCGUCAAGAUGUCCCAUUUCUAAGAGUAGUUUUAAAGAAUGCGACGAUUCACCAAGAGUGUCUGUGGUAUUUUUCAUCAUCAAAAACUGUCGUUAUUGCAAAAUUAUACUCCCGCAAAUGGAAAAACUCUCGGAAAUUAUUCAGCAAUAUGCUAAAACUAAAGUUUAUCUGGUCAACUGCUCAAUAAGCUCAUCAUUAUGCGAGCAACAAGAUGUCCAUGGAUAUCCUUCAGCGAAACUCUAUCGUGGUACCCCGUGUUUGCAUCUUUCACGUUGCAUCACAGAUAACGUUCAAACUCCACACACCGUAUUGGAUUAUCAUAGGUCUUUUGAGCCGAUGGAGCAAAUUUUGGAGUGGCUGAAUAAAAAUUCUCUCCCAAGUGUCAAUAAAGAUUAUUUACUACGUCAUAUCGAAUCGCAGCAAUUUGUAAGAAUUCACGAUGUUAUAUUGGUGGGAACGGUCAUUACUCGCCAUCACGCCCUGCUUUACUUACCUGCUGAAUUCUACGACAAAUGGUACUCGUUCCAGUGUUUUCAAACCACUUGUGAAAUGCUGUUUGGUAAAGCCACUUGUUACGUCACGAUGACGAAAGACUUCGGAGUCACCGAAGAUAUGAGACACAUUGACGAUAAGAACUUGUUUUUAAUUAAGUUGGAGCUAUUUCGAAGUGAUGACGUUCAUGCAAAACUCUUCGAGCUUGGGGUCCCUGUUGCAAACACGAUACACAAUGAACAGGACACGAACUUGCACAAAUUCCACAAUUCUCACAGCUAUUUGCUCGAUAAAAGAUUUCGAUGUGAAAAUAAUCAUUCGCGAUGUUCGGAAUACAUCGUUAAGUUUGUUCGAGACCAUUCGCGAUCGCCCUUAAUACACCUAUCGCAUGACGGAUUUCACAUUAUCGACAGGAUAUCGAGAAAUGACGCCCAUUCGAAAGAUUUUUCAAUCGUGAUAGUUUUAGCUCAUAACAAAAAUAUCACGGAGAAAAGCCAUUUUUUGCAGGAAAUCUAUAAAGCUGCGUAUGAGCUAUAUCGUCACGUGAUGUUUGCGUCACUCGAUGUUGACGAAUACCCUUGGUGGGCAAAGCAGUUUGUUCCUCGGAACUAUGAUAUAAAGCAAGAGUUGUUAGAUGAUGAGCAAGUGUUACCAUUACAUCAUUACCCGCGUCUCUGUAUCGUAAAAGCAUCUGACCAUCAUCAAGCGGCCUUUUAUCCUAAUUUGGACAUUAUGGACAAUUCAAAAACCUUCAUGAAGUAUUGGCAAGUAUCAACGCGAAAGAUAUCGUUAGGUUUGUUCAACAGUACUUGGUAAAUCCUUCAGAUUUCCUUGUGGAAACAGAAGAGUUCUGAAAAAAUGAUGCAUCUUUUACUAGCAUUAGAAUUUAAAAACUAACUGUAAGUCUUAAACAAUAUGCCUCCCACCCUGAAUUUAACAUCCACACACACAGAGACCAUUCAUUAUCUUUGUUCUUGUGCCUUAUGCCAGAUAUAAGUUACAACACCCCUGCCCCAGUGAUUCCAAAAUGUGAAGUAUUUGUGAAGCAUAGCUUACAUUGUUGCCUUGAAGCAUUUCUAAAUAGCCACCUGAAUGUUUGUGAUGUUAGCAUCAUGUGUAGUGUUAUUGAGCUGAGAAGCAAAGACUUUUACUUGGGCAUUUACGGUUGAUAAUGAAAACCCACCCUCCAUCAUUAUGAAGCUUUUCUUAAUGAAGAGAUAAGGACAGUAAUUUGAAGUCUUCAAUGAUUCAUGGAACUUAUUGGGUUGGCUCAGUGUAAAUCCAUCUUGCAUUGGCAAGUCUUAAUUAUUCCUAAUUUAUUUUCCAUUAAAAAUAACUUAUUUAUCACAA
Messenger RNA from Xenia sp. Carnegie-2017, 2133 nucleotides. RefSeq lists its product as uncharacterized. NCBI's taxonomy places the organism in Eukaryota, Metazoa, Cnidaria, Anthozoa, Malacalcyonacea, Xeniidae. Gene Ontology annotation, molecular function: protein disulfide isomerase activity. Gene Ontology annotation, biological process: protein folding. Bases 1 to 1599 code for a protein of 532 amino acids. The transcript is spliced from 14 exons. The record is from RefSeq and is a predicted model, not a curated record. Gene Ontology annotation, cellular component: endoplasmic reticulum.